Trachemys scripta elegans is the source of this 10204-nucleotide messenger RNA. RefSeq names its product G protein subunit alpha 12 (gene GNA12). The transcript is spliced from 4 exons. Gene Ontology annotation, biological process: Rho protein signal transduction; adenylate cyclase-modulating G protein-coupled receptor signaling pathway. Lineage: Eukaryota; Metazoa; Chordata; Testudines; Emydidae. Gene Ontology annotation, cellular component: heterotrimeric G-protein complex; brush border membrane. The coding region runs from base 280 to 1431 and encodes 383 amino acids. Gene Ontology annotation, molecular function: guanyl nucleotide binding; GTPase activity; D5 dopamine receptor binding. The record is from RefSeq and is a predicted model, not a curated record.
GCCGCCGCCACGGGCUGAGGGGCGCCGCGGCACCAGCCCCGCUCCGGGCCGCGCCCCUCCGGCUCCCCCUCCCCUCCAGGCCAGCGGCUCCCUGCGCCACACCCCUCCCCUUGCAGCGUCCCCCCGCCGCCGCGCGGAGCGGGGGAAUGGGCGGUCCUGGCCCUUAGCGCCCCCAGCCGCGGCUGCUCGGAGCGUCUGGCUGGCCUCCGCCCGCUGCGAGGGGCGCUGCUGGGGUCCCCGCGGCUGCGAGUGCCGAUCCCGUCCCCGUCCCCAGCAGCCAUGUCCGGGGUGGUGCGGACCCUGAGCCGCUGCCUGCUGCCGGCCGAAGCCCCCGGCCGCGGGGAGCCGCGGCGGGAGGGCAAGGAGCGGAGCCGGGACUCGGAGCGGGAGGCGCGGCGGCGGAGCCGGGAGAUCGACGCGAUGCUGGCCCGGGAGCGGCGCGCCGUGCGCCGCCUGGUCAAGAUCCUGUUGCUGGGCGCCGGCGAGAGCGGCAAGUCCACGUUCCUCAAGCAGAUGCGGAUCAUCCACGGCCGCGAGUUCGACCAGAAGGCGCUGCUGGAGUUCCGGGCCAUCAUCUACGAGAACAUGGUCAAGGGCUGCAAGGUUCUCGUUGAUGCACGGGACAAACUAGGGAUUCCUUGGCAGUACACGGAGAACGAGAAGCAUGGAAUGUUUUUGAUGGCUUUUGAAAACAAAGCUGGAAUGCCUAUAGAGCCUGCCACAUUCCAGUUGUAUGUACCUGCACUGAGCGCACUGUGGAGGGAUUCUGGGAUCAAGGAAGCUUUUAGCCGUCGGAGCGAGUAUCAGCUGGGUGAAUCGGUGAAAUACUUCCUGGAUAACCUGGAUCGGAUUGGCCAGCUGAAUUAUUUCCCCAGCAAACAAGAUAUUUUGUUGGCCAGAAAAGCCACCAAGGGAAUCGUAGAGCAUGACUUCAUCAUUAAAAAAAUCCCUUUCAAGAUGGUGGAUGUGGGUGGACAGAGGUCUCAGCGUCAGAAGUGGUUCCAGUGCUUUGAUGGGAUAACUUCUAUUUUGUUCAUGGUUUCCUCCAGUGAAUAUGACCAGGUUCUCAUGGAAGACAGACGCACAAACAGACUGGUGGAGUCCAUGAACAUCUUUGAGACAAUAGUCAAUAACAAGCUCUUCUUUAAUGUUUCUAUCAUCCUAUUCCUGAACAAAAUGGAUCUCCUUGUAGAGAAGGUAAAGACAGUCAGCAUUAAGAAGUAUUUCUCAGACUUCAAGGGUGAUCCUCACAGGCUAGAAGAUGUUCAGCGUUACUUGGUGCAGUGUUUUGACAGAAAGCGGCGGAACCGCAGUAAGCCACUCUUCCAUCAUUUCACAACUGCCAUAGACACUGAAAAUAUCCGCUUUGUGUUUCAUGCAGUAAAGGACACAAUCCUUCAAGAGAAUCUGAAGGAUAUUAUGUUGCAGUGAAGAAGAGCACCCCUUGUCUUGUUGAAAUCUACCCGGGGUUAUAAGUCAAAGCUUUUAUUUUAUCUUUAUGGCUCUUGCAUGUGGUUUUAGGACCCAUGCUAUUCACUUGGCUCAGGAAUGCUGAAACUAGCCAGUCAUGGAGGCAGAAGGAGUCCAACAUUGAUGUUAGCUACUGAAUCAUUUGGACGAGUAACACUACUGAAAAAAGUGGCCGUUGUAGGGUUUGACACCUAGUUUGGAAUGUUGAAUAACACAAUCACCUUCCUAUCUUAGAAAAAUCUAACUCUGACAAACUAUGUAAGGAAGACUUUUAAUGAAAACUGUUGUUUUGCAAGGACAGUAACUGUGCAUACUGCCUUUCUCUGUAGUUUGGAGGUGCUGAGUUAACCAGUCAAACUAAUGUAAAUUAUAAUGAGGUUGGUAGUUGUACUAGAGAAUAAAUGGCAAUAUAUUAAUCACAACUCCACAUGUAAUCUUUAAAUAUGUAACCAGAUCUUGCUUGCAUGUGCAGUGUUUGCCAAGGAUCUGGAGUCCACUUAUCAGUGUGGAUGCACAACUCUUGUCUGACGGUCUUGCAUCAGUCUCUUGAGACACGCAAGUCUAGGACUAUAAAUGAAAUGCAGUAGAACUAUAAAUGAAACCUACCAGGCUAUGUGAGUCAUCUGUCCUGCCAUUUCAAAGUCAAAUGGAGGAGAAAAUUAAGGCCUGGCUGAUGUGGACAAUAUUUUGUUUUGCACUACAUAUACAGUGUCUUACAUCAUGGGAAACUGACUUCCACAGUAAUACAGCUUGAGGCACGUACUAGAACAUCUGACCACAUAUCUGCACAUAGUGGCUGCUCUAGUGAGGUGUCAUUUACGGAAAUUCAUCACUGUUCUCACACCUGCAGUUGGCAGUAUUUGUAAAGCUCCAGUCUCUCAAAUAACAGGGCUUUAUCUGUCUCCAAAUGUGUGGAAGCUGAUUAAACUUUUUAGUAAAAUUUUUGGUGAUAGAGCAGCUGCUUGAUUAGUUCCUAACAGCUGACCUUACACUUCUUACACAAGAAGAGCCAGCACUCUUGAGAUCCCAAUUUUACAGCUGCACUGAUACGUUCGGACAGCAGGACCCUGCUGUAAACUAGCCCAUUUUUAAUCUUUUUCUUAAUGGGAUCUUUAACGUAUAUUAAUUUAUAUAUAGUAUGAGUAAACUGUCAAAAUUAGUUGCCCAUUUCAGGCAAUGGUGUACACGUGUGAAAUUGCAAGAGGCUGUGAAUAAUGUUGAUGUGAACUGUUGACUUUCUAGCUCUCUAAACUUACGUAGUUAACUAUCAGGUGCCUUUCUUUGUGUACAGAUAAUUCCAACUAUGUCUACUACAAUGAGGUACAUAAACAAAAUUUAAGAGCUGCCUUUUAUUUCAAUGCUGUAGUGUCUUUUUUUUUUUUUCUUCCCAGGGAACUUUCAAACACAAAUGUUUACUGUGCAGUUGGUACCAUAGUUUGAUUUUAUUAUAAAAAAAAAAAAAAAAAAAAUCAGAAGGGCUUUCUCUAGCUAGACCAAGUCAAUAGAAUCUCUGUAUUUCUUGUCCCCUUUAAAACUGUAAUGACAUGUCAAAAAAGGAACACGUCAGCAUUUAAUCCAUGAGAAAUGCUGAUCUAAAAAGAACCCUGCUCGGGAGUUUUCACGUGUUUAACUUGGAUAAAAUCUAGAAUCCUUCCUUUUGUGGCUUGCAGAAGUUCAUUUCUCUGUGUGUGGUAUACGCAGCUUCCUAAUGCAGAAAUCUGCUGCCCUUGUAGCUUUCUUUGUGCUGGCUUCAGGAGUGAAAAGGAUGUGGUUGUGUUCUAGUUUUAUAUAAUGCAUAUAAAAUGUUUGGUGAAGUAAACCAGUAAGGAGCUGCAGACAGAAAAAUCUAUUUAUUUUAAAAUUACACUUCCACUAGUUCUCAAAUGUAAACAGUAGUUAAUUGCCUAGUUAGAAAAGUCUUACUCACCAGGGACCAAUUUUACUUUUAGUGAUUUUUUUUUUAAUAUAAAAAAGAAAAUAUCAAAUCACCCCGUCUUGAAUGUUCUGCAUUGUUACAGAUGAGGAUUCUGUUAGGGUAAUUGCAUUUGGAAAGGUAAAUGUUUCAACAUGAGGUGUUACAAAUAGUAGCUUAGGGGUCUAUUGGAAUGUAUUUCUUCUGAGCAUGUCUCUUUAUUUGGUUAAAUGAGAUCUAAAGUGUUAACUCUUCAUUACUUAAGCAUUCAAAUAUUGUAUUUAGACUUUGCAGUAGUUUCUACUCAACAGAAAACUUUAGCGCUAUAGCAGGGCAACUCAAACUGCCUAACUUCCUAGUUGAUUCUUUGUGUACUUCAUUAUUUUACCGAGUGUUCUAUUUGGAAUAAUGUUCUGCCCAUUUAACUCUUGAGAAAACAUUUGCUUUUUAGAACCAGAUAUUAUUGAAAAGCUGCUUCAGUUUUACCUAUGAAGUCUGCCGUAGCUUUAACUGCAAUACUGGAGCAUGAAACUACUCUUCUUUUUAAUGCAAAUUUAAGGUCUUGUAUCCUUGGUCAUUUUACUGAUUUGUAGAAGAACUAAGCUAAUAAAUGUGGUGUUCUCAAAGCAACUCUCACUGUUACAGUUGCACCCUGAAAAGUAGCAUCAUGCGUUCCCAUGUUUAAUAUCAACAACUCUUAACAAGUUUCAUUUUUUUGUAAUAGUAGUAAAACUACCAGUUCUUCUGGCAUGCUGGGGCUGCUUCGUACCACAAAGUUGGCCUGUUAAGGCCCCAGGAAGAAGGUGGGGACAUAGGGCUGCAUGACCAUGAUGCCCCUAGACUGCAUCAAUCCUCAGGUGCUAUCUUGUCUCCUUUGGGCCAUUAGGUGUAAGAGCAGCCUAGCUUUGGUCUGGGACCGUCCCUUCACACAGUAGCCCUGUGAUUGAGGAAAUGUAGAGGAGAAUUUUUUGUGCACAAGUCAGAAUAUGGCUCUCAGCCAUAGCUAAGGAUCUAGCUCAUGUUUUACUCACUGCAAGCCCUGUAUAUUCUACUAAGGCUCUGUAACUUAAGAAGCACUCUUGCUCAAGCAUUAUCAUCCAACCAUCAAGACUUUACAGUUAGUUAACAGUUUUGAUGGGGGAUCUAGAGAACAAUUCAGGUCAGUAUUCCAUAGCUCUAUUAAUUCUGCAACACAAAGAGCGGUUAAAAAAUAGUUUGUCUUUGUCAAAAGUAAUCAAUAUGGCUCUGAAUUUGUAAAUGGAAAAUGUGAUUUAGUCACACUUCUGACCAUAACAACAAACAAAAAUUAGACUGGAAUACGAUGUGCUUAACUACUUUAAUGCAAAAUGACACCUUUAAUGUAAGUUGACACUACGCCAUAUUACUGACCGCUUCAAGGAUUCAAGCGCACCACUGUUUUUAGUGCAAUACGUAAAUUAGUUUGAAACAGGUUUGAGUGGACCUGUGUCUUUGGUGCAUGAUUAAACCAUCUUAAGCAGAGUAGUUUGGAGACACUAGCUAUCUACUAUGUUAGGUGAAUAUACGUCUUUCAGGUGUAGUUAUAACGUGCAUUGUCCAGUCAUAGUGUGACACCUCAUUGAGAGUUUCCACUAGAAAAUCAAAAUACCCUCAGUCCAGCAGGAUUUCCUCUUGCAAAGACAUUCUCAUUCUAAAGUGGUAAAUACAUUUACCUGGCUAGGACAUACUUUUAAAUAGUACAAUAAAGCUAGUCAUCUGUGGUACUAGUAAUUACUAAUGCAGAAUUCAAAAGGUACUACCCAGUAUUGUGCAACAAUCUUUAGCCAGACUUGGUGGCCUGCUUAAUUCUUCUGCAAGAAACUGAUUGUAUUUUUCAGGGACAUCCUGGAGACUAUUUGCUGGUAAACACAGCUGGGAGGGACAGCUUUUUUUUUUUUUUAAUAAUAAACUUCAUAAGUUAUUGUUCAACUCACUAGUCAGGAAAUGAGUCACAGGCAGGACUACAAUCAGGUGGAGGCCUAGAACAUAUGCUUUAAAGGGCGGUGGGGGGGAACACUUGGCUGUCCCUCAUGUGUCACAUACAGGUCACUGACAAGGGUCCGCCAUGUGUUUUGUCUCCAGCAAGGACAAAGAGGAAAUGCUUGCAGCAUGUUUAAGCAGGAGAGCCCUAUAAUGUGAUCUACUAUCAGUUUUAUAAAAAGUGGCAGAUGGGAGCCUAUGUUGAAAAUCAUAUUGGUGUCUUGUGCCAAAGCCAAUGUUUUGAAGACUCCUUCAGGUCACGGGGAGGUGCCUUUCCCUCAAAGUAGCUAACCAAUAAGUUGCUCUUUGAAUUAGCUACCUACAAGGCAGUAACUGCUCUAGAAUUACCAAGUGAAUUGGGCUUAAACAAUUUUUAUCUUUGAAAUGUUACAUUAUAAUUGUCGAUGAACUACAUGUUUAAUAGGUAACUGCCAUUUUUAACAACCCAUUGAACAAUAUUCUUGAGAUAUAGGGGGAACACAAGGUAUUGUAGUGACAAAGAUUUAAUGGAGUUAAGAUUAUCAGCUGCCCUAUUUUAAAUAACUCUAGAAUAUUUCUAGUUUCCAUUAUAACUACACAUCUGAAUCUCAUUCCAUGUAAUAUAGCAGAGUAGACUGUUUGAGCUUGCCAACUUUAUAGUAAAUUACAUGUUUAAAAUUGUGCUGUUAAACCUAGAACUGUGCUGCUAAUAUGUCUGAAGGAGCUUCUACCGACUAGCAUUUCUGCAGGCUUUUCAAAGCUAACUAAAGGGUUAACAGAUUUGCUGGCUUAAGUUCAAACAGAGUGGAGCGCAUUUGUGUAGCUCAGAUUUUGGUAUGGAAGGAGCUAUAGUUUAAACAGUGUGGGAGGAGCUGAUCGGGCCAAAGACUAAAAUUUCACUGUACUGAAGCUGUGACAGCAGCUUGAAGUGGAGACUGGGGUAGUGUGAAAUGUAUUCCAUCAGUCCAUCCACAACACUGAUUUCCCUUUUCCGCCCAGAAUAGUGUCGCAAGGCUUUUAGGGGUGUUAUAAGUUAUGAGGCGGUACCUAGAGUAAUCAGAAUAUAAUUGAGUCUGUCCAGCUUACCUGUGUCUUGUGUAUGGGUUUCUUCCAUUCCCCACUUCUGUGAUGGUCUUUCAAUUUAGUGCUGGUUCUCUAGUGCUCUGUAAAGAUUUAUAAUGGGUGUGUUUUAUUACUGUUCAUGUGAAGCCCAUUUUCUCUGGGUUUCACAGCUCAGGUUUUUCCCAAACCUGUGAUACAAAGUUGUUUAAAGUGGGGGGGAGGGGGAGGGAGAGGUCUUGAAUCUCUGCAAGCCUUAUUCUGGAUGAAUCACUCUUAUUUCUUCCUUGAAAAUAUCUUGGCUGACUGUAGUUGUCGUACUUCUAGGCUGAGACAGCUUAAUUAACUGACUAGCAAGAAAUGAUGCUUUUGAGCAACUGCCCCCAUACCCUCAAAAUCCAACCAUGCACCCAAGCUCCACCUCCCUGGACAACAGGUGCUACAAAAUUGCUUCCCCAUUUAUAAGCCACUUGGUACUGAACAGUCCUGGUGAAUGGACAGAAGCACAGGGGUAUCCUGUAAGGAAUUUUCCUGGUCAAGGAAAUUGCAGCAUGGAGGCUGAGCCAUUGAAGGGAUUAGAAACCCUUUUGUGCCACACAUUAUUUUCUGUCCUUAGACAAACUAAGGCCUAUGUUCAUUUCCUCUUGUGCCCUAAACUUGCCAGGGGACAGCACUUUGACUCCACUUGAUAAAGAUAAUAUCAGUACGGCCUUUCUGUUUGCACCAAUGAGCAGGGCAGUGGCACUGUAACCUAUUCUGUAAUUCCUUGCUAUGCCCACAACAAUGUGUUCAGUCCUCUAACUCAUUGCUCUGACAAUAGGUAAAAUGUAAAUGCUCCUCACUUGAUGUGUCCCUCUUGCAUUCGAUAAUGAAAAUCCCUUGAAACAGCUGAACUUACUUGUUUAGCAGCCUAGAGAGCAGCCCCCACCCUUGUUUUAUUGCAGUAACAAAACACACCUUAUGCUUUGCAUUCUCCAUAUAGUUGCCUUUGUGAGCAGUGAUGCUAUGUAGUGGGGCCUUGAUUCUUUUCUUAACAACUUUGAAGGGAGUUGCAUGCAGAAAACUUCCCUCAGAUGUUUAGGGCGGCUUUUAUACACCUACCAGGAUUCCAACUUUCAAACGGAAUGAGCCUUGAGGCCUGCAUGAUGUUUGAUGGUUAUCAACAGAUGUUCACAUCAAAACAGCUAUUGGUGCUGUCAACCAACCAGCUGUAUGCCAUCCAGGGGCAAUAAAAACUACACAAACUAACAUGGUUGUUGUUUUUUUUUUUUUAAAGUGCAACUUGCUAUAAAUCAAAUACUGAUCUCCCAUGGAUGUAGGCAGUACCUAUUUUUGCAAGCUAGUAUUAGUCUCUUUCCCCAUAGCAGUUGUCCAGUAUGCAUUAAACGAAGUGAUGUAGUGAGGUUGUAGGCCCGAGACCUGAUCAAUCCCUCCCCCCAUAUUAAACGAUUCUGGGCUGGUGUUCAGAUAGCACUUACACUGAUGUACAUUUGGGCUUACAAUGGAUGCCUUCUCCCUUACUAUGUAACACAAUACAAGUCGGUGGAUAGAGAGAUACUUCAGCAGCUCCUCUAAAGCAAUUCUACUCUUUGGUAAGUGAGUUAUUAUCUAAGGAUUUCCACAAUGGCUGUUUCUUGGAACAUGAUGUAUUCCUAGAACAGAUCUUUAAGCUUGGCUUAGUCAGUGCCAGUCUUAAAUUGAAUAAGCAUGGAGUCCCCUCCACUCUCACUUCUGGAUGUUCCAGCCUAAGAGGGAGGUAUGUUGACAGGACAUUGCAGCACCUGCCCCUGUGCUUGUGUUGCUGCUGUCAGCGUUGAGUAUUUCUUGUGGCUAGCUGGAGGGCUCCCCCACUAGGUGCUGUAAAACGGAUUUUUUUUUUUUUUAAUGAGCACUAAAUUCACUUUUUUUGUUUUUUAAACAAUGACACUAAAUUGUUUAACACAAAUGGGGAUGAAGGGCAGCUAGGAUAUUCAGAACUGAGGCUGGUUCUCUGUUAACUAGUCAGGUGGUGCCUCCGUGUGAGUCAGUUUAGUCUUGACUCCAAAUUGCUUGGCUCUUUGUAAGUCUGUAUCUCUUUUUAAUGGCAUCUUUAAAAGCAGUGUUUAGGUUUCUGUCUCUGUGUUGACAUGCUUGUCUUUCCAUGUGAGGAAAGGGGAAGGGAGACACGGAUGGCUCCAGUGCCAGCAGUUCUGUGGCUGCCUUGCUGUACUCUGUAAACUACUACCGUCUAGCUCUUGGCGUAUGUCCAUGGUUCAUCUGGCUGACUUGGAAAGAACCACUGUCAGAAGGAAAGAGCUGCACUGAUGUCCUCCAAGAUGGACUUUCUGGUGAACAGCCAAAGGAUAUUGUUGGGCCGGGGGGGGAGAGAGCAGCGAUCUAGUUUCUAAAUGGAUCCCAAAUGCUUCUGCUUAUAUACUGUCUGUAUAUUGAAACAAAAUGCCAUCAGUAGUGAGUUUGUAUUCUUUGAUAACUGACUCCAGGAAAGCUAUUUGGCUGUGUAUUCUACCAACACAUUGGCACGGCUAUAGCUGCUUGCACUUCCCUUAUAAAUCGUUUUUUCCAACUGUUUGUAACUGGGUCCUAUAAACUCAAUCCUUCCUGACUUGACAUGCAAGCCUCUUGUCAGUCAGCAUGCCUCACGCCAAUUUAAAAACGAGUUAACCUUGCUUUAAGGUAUUAAAUUGUGAGGAGUAUGCAGAGACAACUGCUUUAAAGGGGUCAGAUUGCUUCAGGUUACUUUGAGGCAUGAGGGCAUCUUGUUCAAAAUCAGCUGCUGCUCUUACAGUACUUCACACAGACAUGUGUUAAGCUCAUAUGCUUGGCACAAUCGUGAGUAAAUGAUCUUUCAACAAUCCACAGGAUUUAAAGGCCCUGUGGUAAAGUCUGCUUUGGAAGUUGUGUUUCAGUUCAUAGACAUUAGUCUGUUGGAUAAAGUGUAUUUUUCCGGAUAAGCCUGUUCUGUUUGUAGAAUUUGCGCAAUAGACUAGAACAGCUAAUACACCUUGUUAUUAAUGACUGACUGCACACAACAAUGUCUCUAAAACCUACACAUAAAGAUUGGCCAAGUGUGUUGUUACUCUUUUAAACAAGCUGUCUGUUUUUUUUUUUUUUAUUUUAUUUGAAUCGUAUACAAAUGAAAUGAUUAGGGCUAUGUGUGUGUUACACAGGUCUCCGAGUUCUUUGGCUUCAGCCCUGCUUGGGCUUCAGCUUCAGCCCCACAUGGUAGGCUCAGGCUUCAGCAUAAUUUAUUGUUGAUCACCUGUCUUCUAUCUGUGACUUUUAAUAAAAAUACCUGUGUCAAAAUCCUAGCCGUUGGAAUGACAAAACACUAGUUAAUUUUGUGACACAAUCCUGUAUCUUGGAAAUCGAUUUUAAAAUGUUACCUUCUCUGCUAUAACGCCGUAUGGUGCCUAGGUAUUGUAGCACACAUACUAUGCAAUAUCAUACAGCUGUUUUUUAAACCAGUUUGCUGCAUUGGGCAGGAAGGGCCUGAGUUUAGCCUUAAUUUCUAACAACUCACGUAAAACUUCUUUUUAAAGACGGUGACGAACUAAAAUAAGUUGAGGUGAAAAAGGCGUUGCUCAUUUAAGUGUCUUUGUAGAACUAAAACCGCAUCCACCAUAGAAGCAGCCCGUUUGCUGUGAUCGUCUCAACUUAUGAAAACUGUGUACUAGAUAAAAUUAUAUUGUGGUGUGUAAAAAGUGUAUUUUAUAGUUUUGGUGAAUUAGUUUACUGUUUUGUAUAUAUGAAUUUUAUAAAUAUUAAAACUUGACUUGUUAUACUGUU